Lathyrus sativus (Indian pea) is the source of this 1623-nucleotide messenger RNA. Lineage: Eukaryota; Viridiplantae; Streptophyta; Magnoliopsida; Fabales; Fabaceae. The record is from the annotation of a GenBank genome assembly.
AUGGGAACCGAAUUCGCCAUUAAAACACUUUGCAGGAGCAUCUCAGCUGACGAGUUUAGGCAAAAAAGAAACUCAUGGAGCUUCGAAGAAAACUUUCUAAACGAUAACAGUCCACUUAUCGAUGACGCUGCUUCCAAGCAGGGUCCAUGUUGGUCUCAGAUCAAGUUCACCGGUAUGCUGCAGUGGGGCCAACGCAGGCAAGUUCGGUUCCUCGGCCGUCAUGACGAGCAUGAGCUUCAAAUGGGAAAAACGCCCAUUUUUGAAUCCAGGGAAAUGACUUAUUAUAAGAAGAGAAAGAACAUUGAAGAAGAAAUGGAGGGUGUCAAGGUAGCUCCUUUAGGGGUACUCAGGAUCACUCGUCAGAGCUUCAAAAAUCAACAAGAUAUGACUAGUACCAGCGGGGCUAAAAAGUCUAAGAAAACAGUAAACGACACUAACAAGCAGCAACAGCUCGUCGUUUAUAGCAAAAAAGGGCGAAAAAUAUCCAUUGACAGAUGGUCUGCUGAGAGGUAUAAGACGGCAGAGGAAAAUAUGUUGAAGGUAAUGAAAGAAAAAGAAGCUGUGUAUGGAAACCCAAUAAUGAGACCACACUUGCGCUCCGAAGCACGAAAGUAUAUUGGUGACACAGGUUUACUUGAUCAUUUGCUCAAGCACAUGGCUGGAAAAGUGGCACCAGGAGGAGUUGAAAGAUUCCGACGACGGCACAAUGCCGAAGGCUCCAUGGAAUACUGGUUAGAGAGUGCGGAUCUUGUUGAUAUCAGAAAGGAAAUGGGUGUACAAGAUCCUUACUGGACUCCUCCCCCUGGAUGGAAGCCUGGAGACACCAUUUCCCCAGAUCAUAAUGUACUCAGGGAGAUAAUGGAGGAAAUAAAUAAGUUGAAACGAGACAUGCAGGAUCUCAGAUCAAAAAUGGAAGCCAUUUUGGUUGUUACUCAUAGUUCUUGUCAGUCAAAUUUAAGCUAUGAGUACCAUGAUUCCCAGUUUUCUUCUAAGCAGGAGAUUUACGCUGACCUGGUUCAUAAAAAGGCUAAAGUUGAACAACAACUAAAAGAAAUUACUCUGACUUUGAAUGGCAUGGAGGGUCAACUUGGAAUGCUGAAGCCAACAAUGUCAGAAUCAUUAACACCACCAGUGUUAUUGCUAGGACCAACAUCAUCAUCAUUGACGGAAAACAUUGGAGAAGUGAGUAAUGACAAAGGAACAAAAUCAGCGGAGACACAAAUGGUGCAAAGCAGCGCAGCAGAGGACAAGGCAGCAAAGAUAGAAAGACUGAAAAGUGGUUUUAAAAUCUGCAAACCAAGAGGGACCUUUGUGUGGCCAAAUAUGAGCGUGUCUGUGGCUAACCUUGAUGAACUCUCUGUGGUCCCAACCCCAACCUCAGUUUCCUCUUCUACCACAUCACCUCCCAACCUUGUCUCCAAUUCCAACACUCAGAACUUGUCACUAUCCAUACCUUGUCCUUCUUCACCUGUUAAGCCACUGGCAGAGAGGCGUCCUGUGAGCACAGCUACUUUGACACAUGUCACUGGACCCUUUUCCCCUCCAUUAGAGACCCCAAAAUCCAUAAUCACCAACAACGAUUCUUCUAUUAACCUUAAUGAGACACCUCUGGCCCAAGAGUAG